Molecule: messenger RNA, 3840 nt
Organism: Rana temporaria (common frog)
Lineage: Eukaryota; Metazoa; Chordata; Amphibia; Anura; Ranidae
Gene: ITIH6
Product: inter-alpha-trypsin inhibitor heavy chain family member 6
Exons: 15
Coding region: 194-3730 (1178 amino acids)
Biological process (GO): hyaluronan metabolic process
Molecular function (GO): serine-type endopeptidase inhibitor activity
Source: RefSeq, a predicted model, not a curated record
CCUAACUCAUCUGGACAAUCAUGGCUUGUAAAGGAAUGAAUGCAUCUUUUAUAGACCUUAACACCCAAAAGAAAAAAUUCUCUAGGUUUAAAAGUGCAAAGGAAAGUCCGUCCGUCCAAAGUGAAUUCGGAGAGCUGAGUCUUCCUUGUGACGCUUCACAGAUCGCUCAGUAACAGUUUUUCGACUGUCAGGUAUGGAGAACUUAUUAAGAAAGUUCAUGAUACUACUGAUUGGGAUCCUAUCCAUUACUGACUUGUCUCUCCAAGAUCGGAACAGACUGGAGAGCCCCUAUCUGAAGAGAUAUAAACGUCAACUUCGCGCAACAAAGACAGAGCUGAAAAUCAGCAGCCUCUACAUUCAGUCAACCAUCGUAUCCCGAUAUGCCCAUACCAAGGUGCAAACCGUUAUGGUCAAUCCUCAUGCUGAGUCGAAGGAAGCCAUCUUUGAAUUGGAGUUGCCCAGUUCAGCAUUCAUAUCCAACUUCACACUCACAGUAAAUGGUAAGACACACGUAGCAGAGGUUAAGGAGAAACAUCAAGCUAAGAAGAUGUAUGAUGAAGCAAGGCGUCAGGGGAAGACCACAGCCCACGUAGGAACAAGGGACCGCGAGACAGAGAAGUUUCGUGUUUCAGUCAAUGUAGAGGCCGGAGGUGAAAUAACCUUUGAUCUCACCUACGAAGAGCUGCUGAGAAGACAACUGGGAAAAUAUGAGUAUGCUGUCAGUUUGAGGCCCAACCAGAUAGUCCAGAACCUCACUGUACAGGUGACAAUCUCUGAAAGAACUGGGAUGGAGUAUGUCCGGGUGUUGCCUCUGCGUACCAGCCGACUGAUCACCAACUCUGUUCGAGGGGAGACAAAAAUGCCUCCGUCCACAGAAUUAGAGAAAACCCCCCACUGUGCUCGAAUCACAUUCAGUCCAACGCCAAAGGAACAAGCUGCCCAAUCCAGUUCCGGCAUUGCAGCAGAUUUUGUUAUCCAGUACGAUGUGGCCUUGAAAGACCUUGCAGGAGAUGUUCAGAUAUACAAUGGAUAUUUUGUUCACUACUUCGCUCCACGAGGGCUUCCGACCAUCCAGAAAAAUGUUAUCUUUGUUAUUGACGUCAGCGGGUCGAUGUUUGGCUCGAAGAUUAAACAGACAAAGAGUGCUAUGUACGUCAUCUUAAAUGACCUCCACCGAGAUGACCACUUUAACAUCAUUACCUUCUCAGAUGUAGUACAGGUGUGGAGACCCGGCACUUCCAUCCAGGCCACAGCUCAGAAUAUCAAGAGUGCAAAGGAGUAUGUGAACAAGAUUGAAGCUGAUGGAUGGACAGAUAUUAAUGCUGCAGUUCUGGCUGCUGCUUCUAUCUUUAACGUGACAUCAAGUAAACCAGAAAAAGGAGGCACCAAGCAGAAGAUCCCUCUAAUCAUAUUCCUGACCGAUGGAGAGGCCACCUCAGGAGUAACAUCUUCCACUCGCAUCCUUGAAAAUGCCCAUAAAGCCUUUAGAGGAACCACUUCUCUUUUCUGCCUUGCAUUUGGCGAUGAUGCCGACUACAACCUCAUGCGCCGGCUAUCCCUUGAAAACCGUGGCAUAGCACGUCGUAUCUAUGAACAUUCUGAUGCCACUCUGCAGCUAAAAGGAUUUUACGAUGAGAUUGCCAGCCCUCUCCUCUUUGACAUUGAAAUGGCUUACCUUGGAGAAACGGCCCAAAAUGUGACACAGACCCUAUUUCCCAAUUAUUUUGAGGGAUCAGAGCUGGUUGUCACAGGAAAAGUAAAAUCGGAAGCCAAAAAUCUUCAGGUUCGAAUGACUGCACAUAAUCAGAAAGAGAAAAUAAGUCUAGAAAAUGACAUCUCUGUCGUGGAUAACGCUACACAGCCCAGCUUCGGGUGUUCAGGCAAUGUGGAUGAAAUUCAGUGGUUUGUCCAGAGGCUUUGGGCCUACUUCACGAUCCAAGAUUUGUUGCAGGCUAGGAUUAAAGCCAAUGACACCAUAGCUCGAAAGAUACUGACAGAGAAGGCUACUAACUUAUCUCUUAAAUACAACUUUGUGACACCCGUUACUUCCCUCAUAGUAGUGAAACCUGAUGAUUCAGAGGACCCCAAAACAACCAUAGCUACAACUUCUGCUAAUCCUACCACUACAGCCACUCCUUUAACUGCUACAUCCCAGCGUGCUGUGACUACCCCUUCUCCAAGCACUACUUCCAUAAAAGCCAAAAUAACAACCACAGCCCGACCUACAAAACCAGUCACUAAAACCUCAAAGCCUUCAACAACAGCCAAGAUAAGCACAACAAAGGCAACCACUUCUAAGGCAACAAUUACCCAAAUUAUCAUAACCAGGGGUCAGCCUGGUGUAACUCAAGGAUUGACGACGACCAACACUUUGGAAAAACUGACGACCAUGGCUUCAGUUUCUACUCCAUCUUUGACAAAACUUCCAGUCAUCCGUCACAGUACUACUUUGCUUCCCACCAACACACUUCACCCAACCAGUUUGGUUCCAACAGGAACAACAUUACCCAGGACAGAGAAAAUUCCUAGCAUUUCCACCAGCUCAGAGAACCCAACUAACUCCUUGGUUUCAACCAGCGUUUCUACUGUCAAUGUUACAGAAAGCACACAAGAGUCAACGACGGGUAAAGUUUCUGUCCCGUCAUAUGAAAGCACAAAUACUCCUGGUGAAGGGUUUGUGGAAGGUGUAGAAGAGUCUCAAACUACUGUGCCACCUACAUCUUUCCCUGUAAACCCCACUCACCUAAGGCUUCUUAUACUUCCUGAGGACACUGAACUUUUGCCUGGUACAUUCUCAUAUCCAACUUUUGUGGAGUCACUCAACCCACCUCCUGUCUACAGCUACUUUGAAGAGAUCACAGGAGUGAGUAGUAAAAUAUAUUCCACUGAAGAUUCUGAUUACGAAAUGAUAGUAGACCCAUUCAUGGAACCAGAUAUUGACUAUGAUGUAGUACCUGUUGGUGCGCCUCUGCUUCAGACUUUUAUGUCUUCUGUUGAUGGAGAUCCACAUUUCGUGGUGAAUUUACCUGAGAUCCAGGAGAAGUUGUGCUUUACUCUAGAUGGACAACCAGGAAAUGUUUUAACGCUCCUCAAUGACCGAGUUACAGGUAUCACCGUGAGUGGUCAUUUGAUAAAGGCCCCACCACGAGUUGGCCAUGAAGACCGGUUACGAACCUACCUCAAUAUUGUAACCAUCACAAUCAACCAGCCACGCUCCAACUACAUCAUCAACAUAACUUUGGACAGCUUGACACUCAAAGGAGAGAAGGAACUUACUCUUCCAGUUAAUCGACCUGCUUUAAUACGAAAACCCAGACUGGCCUUAAGAAUAUCUCCUUCCACCAACAUCACCAUAUGGAUUGGGCGCAAUGUGGAGUUGCUGAUCAUGUUUCAUCACUACCAGCAUCCAACGUACCUGCAGCUGAAUCACCUGGGUUUCUACAUAGUCAGAGGAGAUGGCUUGUCUUCCAGCUCUAAAGGAUUGUUAGGUCAGUUCCAAAACAGCCACAUAGAAGUCACCGAGCAAAAGCAGAGCAAUGACCUGACCUUCUCAGCCGUCUUGAAGAGAAAUAACCAAACAGCUCCUGCCAUUCUUGUUGUAAAAUCCCUAAAGGACUCCACAGCACAAGCACACAUGUCCAAAUGUUGGCUGGUCAAACACACAGAUAUUGAGCAAAUUCUAGAUGGACCCUAUAUGUCAUAUGUGGUAUCUGACCUCCAGGAUAUGUAAAGACACCAGUAGGACGUAUGGACUUUAUUUUGUAACAAAUGUCAUAUAUGGAGUCUGAAGGGCGAUGAGACACUAAAAAAAAAAAAACAUUGGCCAAGUUCUUGGGACAG